UUCUUUGAUAUUAGCCUUUGGAAGUUUGAGAUAACCAGACACCCAAAGAGAUAGCGUUCGGCAGACAGAGAGAAGAAAUAUGGCACUGAGAUUGUGGGCUUCUUCUACAGCCAAUGCACUCAGAAUCUCCACUGCCUCCAAAUCCCACCUCUCUCCUGCAUUUUCUCUCUCCAGAUGCUUUUCUACUGUUUUGGAUGGAUUGAAGUAUGCAUCUUCACAUGAGUGGGUGAAACAUGAAGGCUCAGUGGCAACAAUUGGUAUCACUGAUCAUGCUCAGGACCAUCUUGGAGAAGUAGUGUUUGUUGAGCUGCCAGAAUCUGGUCGUUCAGUCUCUCAAGGAGGCAGUUUUGGAGCUGUUGAAAGUGUCAAAGCAACCAGUGAUGUAAAUUCCCCGAUCUCCGGCGAAGUCGUCGAGGUUAACUCAAAGCUUACUGAAUCACCUGGUUUGAUCAAUUCGAGCCCCUAUGAAGAUGGAUGGAUGAUCAAGAUCAAGCCCAGCAGUCCAUCAGAGCUAGAAUCCUUGUUGGGACCUAAAGAAUACACGAAAUUUUGCGAGGAAGAAGAUGCAGCCCAUUAGAUAUAGGCAUGCAGUGAAGACCCUACAAUCUUGAACUAACUGAUGUUCAGCUGUUUAAGGUUCAAUUAAUGUUUGAUUAAGUUGUUAUUAUUAUCAAAGUACUGCAACAUCUAAAUCAAAUGUGCUUUAUUUAUUUCC
Pyrus x bretschneideri (Chinese white pear) is the source of this 715-nucleotide messenger RNA. Its product is annotated as glycine cleavage system H protein 3, mitochondrial. NCBI's taxonomy places the organism in Eukaryota, Viridiplantae, Streptophyta, Magnoliopsida, Rosales, Rosaceae. Gene Ontology annotation, cellular component: cytoplasm; glycine cleavage complex; mitochondrion. The record is from RefSeq and is a predicted model, not a curated record. Bases 80 to 577 code for a protein of 165 amino acids. The transcript has 4 exons. Gene Ontology annotation, biological process: protein lipoylation; glycine decarboxylation via glycine cleavage system.